UGGGUUACCUGGUGCCGUUGUUGUUUGUGGUCCUGUUGUUGUUUGUGGUCCUGUUGUUGUUUCAGUUCCAGUUGUUGUACCUGGUGCAGUUGUUGUUUGUGGUCCAGUUGUUCCUGGAACAGUUGUUGUUCCUGGAACAGUUGUUGUUCCAGGUCCAGUUGUUGUUCCAGGUCCAGUUGUUGUUCCUUGAGCAGUUGUUGUGCCUGGUACAGUUGUAACUGGUCCAGUUGUUGUUACUGGUCCAGUUGUUGUUACUGGUCCUGUUGUUGUGCCUGGUCCAGUUGUUGUUUGUGGUCCAGUUGUUGUUUGUGGUCCAGUUGUUGUUCCUGGAACAGUUGUUGUUCCAGGUCCAGUUGUUGUUACUUCUCCAGUUGUUGUUUGUGGUCCAGAUGUUGUUCCUGGAACAGUUGUUGUGCCUGGUCCAGUUGUUGUAACUGGUCCAGUUGUUGUUACUGGUCCAGUUGUUGUGCCUGGUCCAGUUGUUGUAAUUGGUCCAGUUGUUACUGGUCCAGUUGUUGUGCCUGGUCCAGUUGUUGUUUGUGGUCCAGUUGUAGUACCUGGUCCAGUUGUUGUUUGUGGUCCAGUUGUUGUUCCAGGUCCAGUUGUUGUUACUUCUCCAGUUGUUGUUUGUGGUCCAGUUGUUGUUCCUGGAACAGUUGUUGUGCCUGGUCCAGUUGUUGUAACUGGUCCAGUUGUUGUUACUGGUCCAGUUGUUGUACCUGGUGAAGUUGUUGUGCCUGGUCCAGUUGUUGUUUGUGGUCCAGUUGUAGUACCUGGUCCAGUUGUUGUAACUGGUCCAGUUGUUGUGCCUGGUCCAGUUGUUGUGCCUGGUCCGGUAGUUGUUUGUGGUCCAGUUGUUGUUACUGGUCCAGUUGUUGUUACUGGUCCAGUUGUUGUGCCUGGUCCAGUUGUUGUGCCUGGUUCAGUUGUUGUGCCUGGUCCAGUUGUUGUGCCUGGUCCAGUUGUUGUUUGUGGUCCAGUUGUUGUUCCUGGUCCAGUUGUUGUUUGUGGUCCGGUUGUAGUGCCUGGUCCAGUUGUUGUUACUGGUCCAGUUGUAGUACCUGGACCAGUUGUACUUGGUCCAGUUGUUGUUUCAGGUCCAGUUGUUGUACCUGGUGCAGUUGUGCCUGGUCUUGUUGUAGUACCUGGUCCAGUUGUUGUUCCUGGAACAGUUGUUGUUCCAGGUCCAGUUGUUGUUCCAGGUCCAGUUGUUGUUACUUCUCCAGUUGUUGUUUGUGGUCCAGUUGUUGUUGUGCCUGGUCCAGUUGUUGUAACUGGUCCAGUUGUUGUUACUGGUCCAGUUGUUGUGCCUGGUCCAGUUGUUGUAACUGGUCCAGUUGUUGUUACUGGUCCAGUUGUUGUUAUUGGUCCAGUUGUUGUGCCUGGUCCAGUUGUUGUAACUGGUCCAGUUGUUGUGCCUGGUGCAGUUGUUGUUAUUGGUCCAGUUGUUGUGCCUGGUACAGUUGUUGUUACUGGUCCAGUUGUUGUGCCUGGUCCAGUUGUUGUUACUGGUCCAGUUGUUGUACCUGGUGCAGUUGUUGUUACUGGUCCAGUCGUUGUACCUGGUCCAGUUGUUGUAGCUGGUCCUGUCGUUGUUACUGGUCCAGUUGUUGUACCUGGUCCAGUUGUUGUUUCUGGUCCAGUUGUUGUUACUGGUCCAUUUGUUGUUCCUGGUCCAGUUGUUGUAGCUGGUCCUGUCGUUGUUACUGGUCCAGUUGUAGUACCUGGUGCAGUUGUUGUUACUGGUCCAGUCGUUGUACCUGGUGCAGUUGUUGUUACUGGUGCAGUUGUUGUACCUGGUGCAGUUGUUGUGCUUGGAGGAGGUGGUGGAGUUGGUGGAGUUAUAAAUGGAGUUGUACCCUGAGUGUAUUCUUUGCGCCCUGGAAAAUAUCAAUAUUUAGAAUUAAUCUCUAUCAUGUGUACGAAUUACAGGAACGAAUUUCAUAGGCAGUUUCCUUAAGUCGAAAUCGUAAGGUUCAUCAAAAAACUGCCGAAAUGGCCCCAAAAAACAAGAUGGCCGCCAAAAAUGUAAUCCGCACUUGAACUUUGUAUUUUUA
Messenger RNA from Owenia fusiformis, 2057 nucleotides. The record is from the annotation of a GenBank genome assembly. Lineage: Eukaryota; Metazoa; Annelida; Polychaeta; Sabellida; Oweniidae.